This is a messenger RNA of Malassezia sympodialis ATCC 42132, 1086 nucleotides long. RefSeq names its product GATA-like domain-containing protein. Lineage: Eukaryota; Fungi; Basidiomycota; Malasseziomycetes; Malasseziales; Malasseziaceae. Gene Ontology annotation, biological process: cellular response to glucose starvation; protein catabolic process in the vacuole. The record is from RefSeq and is a predicted model, not a curated record.
AUGCUUUCUGCUCCAGAUCCCUAUCCUUCGGUUUCAAGUCAUAAUCCUGCUCCUGAUGAUGCUGAGAUUGAGAGUCGUACACCACAAAUCUGCGUGGACUAUUUGAGCCAUAACUGGAAGGACGAAGAUGUUUGGAAUAGUUGGAAGGCUAUGACAAAACGCAAAAACGAGAUUGCCAAUGGUGUUCGUCUUGAGAAUGCCAGUUGGCGAACAUGGGCGAAACAGCGCGGGAACCUUAAAACCGUCAGCCCGGAGACACUUAACUGGUUAAAAGAAAGCGAUGUUACAUGGCUUUAUGGUCCCCUUCAUGGUGACGCACCGGCUGUGCCACCACCCAAGGUGGCUUCGACCGCUGAGCGACUUGGUAUUGAUGUUUUACCUAGAAAAAAAUCCAUUCUGAAACACCGAACUCUCUCUGAAAUUCUUCAAACUCCCAUGAUGGUAUCACCACCUAAUGAAACGAGCCAUACAGAAGCCAUUGUAAAGCCACGAGAAACUGAGGAGGCCGCUAAAGCGGAUUCUGGCCGGAAACGAAACACGUCUCUUACGUUGGGUGUGUUGAAAUCGAACCGAAAAGAUUCUGCUCCUAAAAACCGUCAUAUUAGUUUCAACACUCUAGUUGAACAAUGCAUCGCACUGGAAGAAAACCCUCAUUCGUAUUUCCACGAUGAUUAUUCAGACGAAGAUGACGAGACAUUUGAACAUGAGAACGAAGAAAGUUCCCUUGGUGAUAACAUCGACUCACUAUUGUCUCCUCCAAAAUCGUCCAAAAGCAUGGACGAGGUCAACAACAAACCUGUCACAAUCGCCAUUAUUCCUCCUACGCAUCUCAAAACUGGUCAUGAGUAUCUUCUUCCUAAUUAUGACGACGUGCUCUAUGGGGAUGAAGAGGAAGCUUCUGAACUGAAUGCCCGCUACUCGGUGGCAGACGCUGUGGCAGAUACGCAUGACUUCCCUUUAGAUCAUGAUGAUGGGUACGACUAUUACGAUUCGGACGAAGAAUUUGCGGCCGAUGAGCCUCCAAUUUAUUCUCGUUCAAACCCUCGAGACGCUGGUUCUGAAGGCACGUACAGCGCUCAGCUAUAA